AGUACUGUGAUCAGAGAGUUUUCUGGUUUAUCCGAUAUGGCUGCAAAAAUUCUUGUUGGCGGUGAAGAUUUCAUUGACAUGGAAGUUAGUUCGUACUCUAAUGCCAUCUUCUGCCACUCGCAGUCACAACCCAGAGAGUUUGAGUUUCAAAUGUCCUCCACUUAUGUUGAAGAGAGAUCAGAAGCUAUAGCUUCCCCAGCUGAUGAGCUUUUCUACAAAGGGAAGCUUCUUCCUCUUCAUCUUCCUCCUAGGUUACAGAUGGUUGAAAAGCUUCUUCAAAACUCUCCUUUUCCUGAUUUUGAUCACAAAAACCAGACCUUUCAUAAUGAGUUUGAUCAAGAUGAGUUCUUCAGUACUCCUUUAGCCACCACCACAAAACCCACACCAACCACAACCACAUGCAACACGCCAUUUGAGUCUUGCCAAGUUAGCAGAGAACUAAACCCAGAAGAGUAUAUCUUCGAGUUUGGUGAUGAUGAUCAUGAUCAUGAUCAUAUCGGUGAUGAAAAAAUGCAUCAGUACCAGAACAAGAAGUCAUGGACCAAGAAGCUCAUGAAAAAGCCUUCCUUAGGGUCCACCAUAAAGGCUUCAAGGGCUUACCUUAGGUCUCUCUUUGGCAAAUCUGGAGCCUGUUCUUGUGAAACCUACUAUGCAGUUUCAACAAAAGUUGCAGAUGAAAGCUCAGCUUCAAAGGGCUUGAACAAGAACGCGAAAUCAGGGAAGAAAGUACCAUUUGGACAGAUUCAGAGAACAAACAAUAAAGAAAAAAGAACGAGUAGUGAAGAUGGAAAUGGAAAUGGAACUGGAAAUAGCAAUAAUCGACACAGGAGGUCAUUCUCAGUGGGGCUAAAGUUGAUGCAAUCAGGAAACAACAAAUCUUCAUCUUCUUCAUCUUCUUCUUUUUUAGCUCCAAACAAAUCUAGUGCAACUCAUCAAAACCUCAAGAGGUGUUGUAGUACGAACUCUGAGAGAGAAAAUUCGAUCCAGGGAGCCAUUGCUCACUGUAAGAAGUCGUCUCAGAUCAGUAUAAGUGAUAAUAAUGGAGGAACAACAAGUUUAUGUUCGUUUUCUGCUCAACAAAUACCUGCGAUUUGUAGGGGCUGAUCGAUGAUGAUCUCAAACUUUGAUUUGGUUCCUUGUAAUUCCUCUAGUUUUAAGAAUGUUCGGCCUUUGUUAUUAAAUUUUGUUAUCCUGACUAUACUUGUGGCACUUUGAUAUCUCAAAUAUAAAUAUAUAUGACU
Neltuma alba is the source of this 1241-nucleotide messenger RNA. Its product is annotated as probable membrane-associated kinase regulator 4. The record is from RefSeq and is a predicted model, not a curated record. NCBI's taxonomy places the organism in Eukaryota, Viridiplantae, Streptophyta, Magnoliopsida, Fabales, Fabaceae. Gene Ontology annotation, cellular component: plasma membrane. Bases 37 to 1104 code for a protein of 355 amino acids. The transcript has a single exon. Gene Ontology annotation, molecular function: kinase inhibitor activity.